GGCAGGGAGCGUCCCUCCGGUCCGGUGUGCGGGCGCCAUGGAGCGCUAUGCAGGCUCCUUGGACGAGGCGGCGGAUGGUGCCCGGCAGCAGGAGCGGCACUACCAGCUGCUGUCGGCGCUGCAGAGCCUGGUAAAGGAGCUGCCCAGGUGCGGGCCGCGGGGCGGGCGGCUGCGGUUGCGGCGGGCCCCGGCCCUGCCCGCGCUCACCACGCCCCCCCCUCUUGCUUGCAGCUCGUUCCAGCAGCGCCUGUCCUACACCACGCUCAGCGACCUGGCCCUGGCGCUCCUCGACGGCACCGUGUUCGAGAUCGUGCAGGGGCUGCUGGAGAUCCAGCACCUCACCGAGAAGAGCCUCUACAACCAGCGCCUGCGGCUGCAGAACGAGCACCGAGUGCUCAGGCAGGCGCUGCGGCAGAAGCACCAGGAGGCCCAGCAGGCCUGCCGGCCCCACAACGUGCCCGUGCUCCAGGCCGCGCAGCAGCGUGAGCAGGAGGCGCUGGAGCACCGGAUCCGUGAGGAGCAGCAGGCCAUGGACCAGAAGAUCAUCCUGGAGCUGGACCGGAAGGUGGCGGACCAGCAGAGCACACUGGAGAAGGCGGGGGUCGCUGGCUUCUACGUGACCACCAACCCGCAGGAGCUGACACUGCAGAUGAACCUGCUGGAGCUCAUCCGGAAGCUGCAGCAGAGGGGCUGCGCGGCAGGGAAGCCAGCCCUGUGACCAGCUGGGGUCCCUGCAGUCACCCCCGCCCAUCCUGGCUGGGAGGCCAGUCCUGUCCCACUGUCACCACGAGUGCAGAAAGCUGAGGAACUCGUCUUCCCGACAUUGGCCACCGCCUGCCUCGGUGCCUGCAGGAAGGGUCGCCUCUGAGGAGAGGCCGGGUGGGCCCUGGCUGUGUCUGCCACCCGCCUUUGUCACAGGUGGUGUUACAUCUAAAGCUAGAGCCGGGAGGUCGGCGGGGCUGGCUGGCUGCCCCAGAGCUGGGCAAGAGGGUGGGGCUAGAGAACCUGGCACCAAGCGCAUCUCGACCUCCGCCAAGCCCCAGGCUUUGUGCUGCUUUCUGGUCUCGGCCCCUUUCUUGGUAGACACAGCCCCCGUGGCCCAAGCUUGUGUGAGCCAGAGAAAUAAAGGUGCCGCAGUGCAGCCUGCAUGUGGCUUGUGUGACAGCUCUGUGGUGUCUGUCAGGACCAGGGCCCCGCUGGGCCCUCACCUGGCAGCCCCACCCUGUGUCACAGAGGCCCCUGCCGGGGGCUGUCCCCAUGCAGUCACAGGCCCACUGCCUUUCCCCUGGGGCACAGGGCGCAGCCGGUCUGCCCCACGGGGCUGGCCGAGGAGGGACACGGCGGCGGCAGCCAUGGGCCUGCUCCUGGUGUGGGUCCCGGGCACAGGGAGCAGGAUGGGUGUGAGGGAAGGGACCAGGGUGGGAAGCACCACGCCCAAUCCGGGGCCUCCUGUCUGUGUUGGUCUGAGCUGGGCCCUGGGUUGUGGAGUUGGAGUCCAGCACCCUGCAUGGCGGGGGGUGCGGUUCAGCCUGGAUGGAAGCCUGGGCCUGGCCCCCAGGGACGCGUGGCUGGGAGAGGCAGGCUGAGGUGAGACUCCCCAGGCCUGAGCCACGCCCUCUCUGCUCACCCACCUGAGGCCCCACAGGAAAGGGCGUGGAGGCUCCCGGCGGCGGCAGUAGUGGUUUAUUGACCAGCCCACCUCCCUCAGCCUGGCUGCCCACCUGGCCGGAAGUGGGCCUUCAGGUCCAAGGUCAGGGGCGUGGGCAGUUCCUGACCUCAGUGGCUCUGUCAGACCGCCUGUGCCUGGGUGCCCACGUCCAGGGGGGAAGCAGCCCUUACAGCCUUGGGUGUGGAGAGGUGAGUCCGUGUGCGGCUGGGCUGUAGUGGCACUGGCCUCGGGGCCCGCCGGACCCCAGCCUGAGGCCUGGGAAACAAGUCGGGCAGGUGGCCGGGGCUAGGCCGGGCGGUAGAAGAGGUUGCCUGUGCAGAGCCUCCGCUUGAGCUCCUGCCACAGCAGCUGCCGCUCCCGCCGGGCGCCCUUCAUGACGCUGUUG
This is a messenger RNA of Pipistrellus kuhlii (Kuhl's pipistrelle), 2054 nucleotides long. It is a transcript of the gene DGCR6L, whose product is annotated as DiGeorge syndrome critical region gene 6 like. The coding region runs from base 38 to 718 and encodes 226 amino acids. The record is from RefSeq and is a predicted model, not a curated record. NCBI's taxonomy places the organism in Eukaryota, Metazoa, Chordata, Mammalia, Chiroptera, Vespertilionidae. The transcript is spliced from 4 exons.